CGCGCCGGGGGGGACGAGCUGCGGGACGGGCAGGAGUUGCCGGCUGCGCUGGAGAAAUACAACCAGGCGCUGGAGACCGCUUCCUGCAAAUGUUCAUUAAUAGCACAACGAGCAGAACUGUGGCUAACUAUGAAAAACUACCAGCAAGCUCUCCAUGAUGCAGAUGCGCUUUGUCAAAAGAAACCCCUCUGGGCCAAGAGUCAUUAUGUGAAAGCGUAUGCUCUCUCUGGAUUGGGAAGGACUGAAGAAGCACUGAAGGAAUUUCUUUAUUGUGUUGCCUUAAAUCCUGAAUGGAGCUUAAUGAAAAAAGAAGCCCAAAAGAUAAUGUGUGAGAUGUUUUUCCCAGCCUUUGAAAAUGUGCACGACAGCCUAACUGCACCUUUCUCUAGUCGGAAUUCUUACACAAGAUUGAAACCUGCAUUUUUAAGCAGCUUAAAUACUGAAGAUGGUUCUGCUGCUGGAUGUUCAGAGGAUACUGUAAUCAGGUUAACAAAAGCUCUGUCCCAAGAACCGGAUGUACUUCGAAGCAGUGAUUCUUCCCUCUCUCAGAAUGUACUGGAUUUGCAUUUUGAAGACAAUAAAAAGUCAUUGGGAACUAUCCUCUCCAGCUUACCUGGUGCACGUUUAAAAAGAAAGCUGUCCAGUGACUUCAGGGAUUUACAAAGCUUGGAUGUCCCUAAUAAGAUUCCUAAAAAAGAUGGAGAUACUGUACUUGAAAACUCUGUCUCAUCUGCAUUACGUGAGAUACCAGCAAACCUUGUGGAUGCAUCUGACUUCGAGUGUUCCCUCUGCAUGAGGUUAUUUUACGAGCCUGUUACCACUCCUUGUGGACAUACAUUUUGUCUCAAAUGCCUUGAGCGUUGCCUUGACCAUAAUCCAUAUUGCCCACUCUGUAAAGAAAAGCUCUCUGAAUUUUUGGCGAGCAGAACUUAUAAAAAGACUAUCCUUACAGAAGAACUAAUAGUUCAUUACUUGCCAGAAGAAUUGUCAGAAAGGAAGAAAGUUUAUGAAGAAGAAAUGAAGGAAUUAUCAAAUUUGAAUAAAGAUGUUCCCAUCUUUGUGUGUACCAUGGCCUUCCCUACAAUCCCUUGCCCGCUCCAUGUCUUUGAACCUCGGUAUCGGCUAAUGAUAAGAAGAUGCAUGGAAACUGGUACCAAGCAGUUCGGCAUGUGUUUAGCUGAUGAACUAAAAGGGUUUGCUGAUUAUGGCUGCAUGCUAGAAAUCAGGGAUGUAAAGUUUUUUCCUGAUGGGCGUUCAGUUGUUGAUACGGUUGGUGUUCGUCGGUUUAAGGUCUUGAACCAUGGUCAGCGUGAUGGGUAUAACACUGCGAACAUUGAAUAUCUUGAGGAUAAAAAGGUGGAGGGAGCGGAGUAUGAAGAACUUGUCCGUCUUCAUGAUUCAGUCUAUGAUCAAGCUGUUGCCUGGUUUACUUCUCUUAAAGAAAACAUGAAAGCACAAAUUCUCAGUCAUUUUGGAUCAAUGCCAGGAAAAGAAUCUGAGCCACAGAGUAACCCUAGUGGCCCAGCGUGGUACUGGUGGCUAUUAGCAGUGUUGCCAUUAGAAAACAGGGCUCAGCUGGCUAUACUUGCUAUGACUUCCCUUAAAGAUCGUCUUAUUGCUAUCAGACGUGUAUUAAUAUUUGUUACACGCAAGAGAUCCAGAUGACAUGAAUUUACUUGUGAACAGGCACUGACAGAAUAUUGGUAGAUACGGUUUUAAAAUGCCUCAUACAGAGAUGAACAAUUUCUAGUCAUCUGACAUUCGCUAUUCUGGAUGUUCACCAAACUUUGCACUCUCCUCUGUAAUUAAUAAGCACUCUGUGCCUGUCGUCCUGGUGAAAUCUGAGCCUCUACGAAGUUGUGCUACAAUUACAAUGUAGUUGGUAGCUGUGGAUAACUACUUUGAAGUACUAUUCAUAAUCAAGAGUUGAUGUAUUUAGCCUGUGAGACAGAAUUUAAAGUACUAGAACACCACACACAGCCUAUGUGCAGUUUGGAUUUACACUGAGCAGAUGAAAAAAUUCUCUGCAAUGGAUCCCAGAAGAUGGAUUUACCAGAAUUUUUCCUAAAGUGAUAAGCAAAAGGAAAACUGAACUUUCCUAUGGAAAAAGAAUGCACAAAGUACAAAGCUGAUGGGAUGGUCUCUUAAUGAGUUGGUAGAUUCUCUCUGCACUCUCAUCUCCUGCUUGUUCAAGAAAUAUUGGUCUGUAAAAACAAUUUUCAAGAUGAUGAUUUUGGAGGUUGUCCAAGAGUAGUAUUUAUACAGUCAAGGCUGUAGUAGAGGGUGUUUGUCGAAAAGAUAGUAGCUACUGAACAGUAAUUUGGUAGCCGUAAGUAAUCCCUUGUGUUGUGAUUUGCAUGUUGUAGUGGAAUGAGUAUAUCAAAUGUCAAGGAAUGCAUUUAUUUUUAGAAAAUUGAAGUAACUCCAGCUGGUCUAUUAUCAUCAUGCUGCGCGAGCGCGCGCGCACACACACACACACACACACACACACACACACACACACACACACACACACACACACACACACACACACACAAAUUCCCUAAAACAUGAAACUAGUCAAAGGCUGUUGUGAAAUAACUAUUUCACUCCAGGUACUGGGAAAACAUACUAUAAUACUCAGCUGGUGUGUGUGUGUGUGUGUGUGUGUGUGUGUGUUAAAGUAAAUUGGCUAGGAUAAGCACUGGGGAAGAGUCCAUUUCUCUUCCCACCUGCAAAAGAUGUGCCAAGCUAAUCUUACGUUGGAUCAAUAUUUGUUUAAAACUUAAGGAUUAAAAGUUAGUGUUAUGAUUUGUAUCACAAGUGCUGCACGUGGUUAGAACCUAGGUCUGUGACAACGCCAUGAAAGGAGGUCCAAACUGAACACUAACAAAAGGCAAUUCUCAAUGCAAGCUUAAGUAAGGUAUCAUCUUCAUUUGUUUUGGUUUUUAAUUGAUACUGUUUUUGUUAGUAUGUUACUUUGAUAGCUGUUAAAUAUGUUGCUGAUUAGUCAAACUGCUUAAUUUUCUAAAUAGCCACUGAAAUAAUCAACAGUGUUACUAAUUUAAUGGCAUAGUUUCAUAUAAAUAGAAAUAAUUUUACCAACAGGAAAAGUUAACCAGAAUAUGUGUGCUCGAAGCAUAGCAAGUUGCUUUUAGAGGCACUUGUUCAUGUGCAAUGCUCUGGUGUCUUAACUAAAUGUUUUAAGUGCCUAGUUCCUAGUUUGCUUUAAAUCUCUCUCCCCGCUCCCCCCCCUUUGGUCUGUGAAGAUAUUAAAAAUUUGCACAUGAGUUCUGGAAGAAAACUGCAUACACAAAUGCAUUAAGACAUAUUAACUGCCUUCUUGGAUACUGUAAUUACCACCUGUGUGGUCUAGGAAAGUAAAGUAUCUAGUGUAGUGGUUUUCAAGGCUUUUUCACUUGAGUUCACCUACAGAACUUUGAAAGGACGUGGAAAUCUAGACAGACAUAGUCUGUUGAAAACCAGUGAUCUAGGUAACUUUUCUUUCAGCAAACCAUUACCAGAAGUAGUUUCUAUGAUCUGCUCUGAAUGUACUGUAAUUGCCUCUACCUUGAACACACCUUUUAUAGUUAAAUAUUGAUUUUUGUAACUAUCCUUUGAAUUGUGAAAGUGCAUAACUUACAACCAAUGAUGAUGUAAUUUCCACAAUAGCCUUGCUGCAAGUUCUGCUACCAUCAUAAGAGUACUAAAAGUAAAAGCUGUAUGAGAUUGAAGGGAUGGAGAAGGCACCAGAGCCACAAAGGUGUGUUUAAAAAAAAAAAAAAAAAAAAAAAAGCUUGAAGCCUUUUGGGGUGCACCCUCCUCCCCCAUCCUUGCAUUAAGAACUCUUUUAUUUCAUCCAAGUAUUGUGUGUUUUUUUUUUUUUUUUUUUUUUUUUUUUUUCUGGUAAACCCAUGCUAGACUACCAGCACUUUAGGUAGCUCACCUUCUUAAUCUUGUAACCCAACUGAUUUUCAGCUGCAAAAAUGAAUUCUUUGAGCUUUCAUGUAGGGCGGUUUUGGGGUUCCCACCCCCACCCCCCCACUUGCCACUCUUACCAUUGUCUUCCGUUCUGUCUUGGUCUUGCCCUUCUCAUUAGUAUCUCUUUCCUUGUCUACUCAUGCAUUUGAGAUUUAAUGUGUUGGUUGCAAGGGGACACUGACAGAAUCAUACAGUCUUAGGCCCUGAGCUGUAUUCAAUCUUACUAAUACACAUACCCUUUAAGAACUGAAAUGUUAGUAGCUGUUGUCUUGAUUCUCAUUACUGAAGGCAAUGACUUAAGAUGUCUGUUCUUUAAGUAUUUUGACUAGAGAUGUUAAACUUUAUUUUGUAAACAUGUAACUGCUGAAUUUUUUUUUAAAGCAGUUACACACUUACAUGAUGGAGGGCAAAACGGAGCUGGUAUGCGUGGGGAACCAGCUUUUAAGCUGGCUCUCCAUGCAUGCCAGCUCCUGUGGAACCAUCUGCUCCCCCAUCCUAACUUGAGGCAUGUACUGCCCCCCCGAUACAGAGGCAGCAAGGGGAGAGGGGAGGUGCAUGUAACAAUUAGGUUUAACUAGCGAGCCAAGGCUUAGUGGUUAAUUGUGUAAAUGAGUACAUGUUAACAACCCUAAGUGAUACUAUGAAACAAAGUGUAACCUUUUUCAUACAUUGCAGAACAGCAAUAAGGAUGACAAGUAAUAUUGUUUUGGGUUGUUUUAAUUCUUUCAAACUAUUUCUAGCACAGUGAGGUCCUGCUCCAUCCAUGACUGAGGCUCAUGGGUGCUAUGUUAAUUUAAACUAAUGUUUUUCACUUUUAAGCGACUCUCAUUUUUGAUAAAUAUUAUGAAAUAGUAUAUGUAUGCAAAUGUUAAACCUGCAACCCAAACUCACUAUUUCUUCCAAAACAUCAAAUAUUGGAUCAUAUAGCAAAUUUAAAGAGAAACCCUAUUCUUGGUUACUUAGUCUCAAGGGGUACAGUGCAUGCUUUAUUCUAACCAAGUUUUUCAGUUGUGGCUUAUGCAGCUGAGAAUAGUAAGUAGAUGAGAGAACCAAUUGCCUGUUCUCUAGAUCACAGGCAAAUGUCCAUAUUCCAGCUAUCUUACAUCUUUACCGUAGAGACAAGAACAAAGUACAGUUUUAAAACUGAGCUUAGCAGCUGAAAGACAAAUGUUUCACUUCCCUUUAACACACUACAUUUUUCAUGCUUACUUCUUAGCCUACCCAAUGUUACAGGAAAGCCUCCACUUCAGAGAGAUUCUUUAUAAAUCUUAAAGAAGCAAACAUGCCCAGACCUUGUUUUUCACCUUGUGGGUCACCUCUAAAGACUUCAAAAAUAGCUUUUUAAACUUCACCUUUCAUCUUUCAAGAAGCAUAUAAAUUAGUUUGCCAUCAAGGCCUUAACUACUGUAUUUGAACAUGUCCAGACUGUUUCAUCCAUUCCUUUGAACUUCUAACGUGCCGAUCAGUUUCUUCCUGUGCUCCUUUCUAUGUUCCAGUCCAUUUAGAAACUGAAAUAUAAAGCUAUUGUUCAAGAAGCUGUAAACUUUGUUCAUAUUAAAUUUCACAGUGGUGGAAUUGGUACUUGGUAGCGCCUUAAACUUGCAGUCGUGAAAUGAUUGUAUCAAUAACAAUCUCAUCUGGAGCUUGUGACCAGAUUAAAACAAGUAUGUGUAAUGUAGAUAAACUUGAAACAAUUUUUUUUACUGUUUUGAAUCUACUUAUGGAACUGUAUGUACAUAUGUACAAAUAUAAAUUAAACUGCACCAUUUUGUAUUUAGUAAAUUCAGGACAAAUCCAUGUUCUAACCACAUUUGGCACUUGUUGCACAAGCAAAGCCAAACUUUUUUAAAAGAUUGUGAUGUUCAUUUCAUGUGUAUUUCCAAUGUUCAUGGGAAAUGUAUUUAAUUUAUGUGACAUUUUGAAUAAACAGAUCACAUUCA
This is a messenger RNA of Pelodiscus sinensis (Chinese soft-shelled turtle), 5900 nucleotides long. RefSeq names its product LON peptidase N-terminal domain and ring finger 2 (gene LONRF2). The record is from RefSeq and is a predicted model, not a curated record. Lineage: Eukaryota; Metazoa; Chordata; Testudines; Trionychidae. Gene Ontology annotation, molecular function: protein binding; ubiquitin protein ligase activity. Gene Ontology annotation, biological process: protein ubiquitination.